AUGUCACAAUCAUUAUUACAUCAAAAGAAUGCUAAUGAACGACGAUUACCGGAAAAUUGUCGCGAUCGUUAUGUUAUCAGACGAUUAGCUAAAUCAUCCGAUGGGAUAACAAUAACAGAUUUGGAACUAUUACGGAAGACAUUUAUGGAACGUUUCAACAAUUGCAAAGAACAUUCGGAAAGAAUUUACGAAUUGAAAAGUGCUAUUUAUGCUAUAAAUGAAAUUGAAAUUUGUUCAAGUAAUUUUCAAUGGUUAACUCAAUAUCAAUAUAUUUUAAAUUGGUGUUAUUGCCAAAUAAGAUUUAUUAGUAAUCCAACAGAACGAGUACAAUUAUUUUUUGAAGUUAAGGAAAAAUAUCGGAAGAUGUUUGAAAUGUUAAGUGAUGUGGAUGAUGUUAAUAAAUUAACAUCAUAUCUUCAUUGGUCACAAUUAUGUUAUCAAUAUGCAGAACUUGUUGAUCGUGAAUCGUUAUCAUGGUGUAUUGAAGCGAUCAUCAAUGCUAAAAAUGCAUUAUUUAUAACAUCGUCAGGAAAAUCAACGUUAUCCGGAAAAACGGAAACUAACGAAUCAUAUCGAUCGAAAUCCACAAAUAGUAUAAAUGGUAAUGAACAAUUGGAAAAUAUAGGAACGGUGAAUCAACGGCGUGUUAAAAUAGCAACUGUUGGAUUAAUUCAAAGUAAUGUAUUAAAAGCUGAAAAUAUAUAUAUGCGUGCUCAUUAG
Molecule: messenger RNA, 720 nt
Organism: Cercopithifilaria johnstoni
Lineage: Eukaryota; Metazoa; Nematoda; Chromadorea; Rhabditida; Onchocercidae
Source: the annotation of a GenBank genome assembly